Molecule: messenger RNA, 822 nt
Organism: Gregarina niphandrodes
Lineage: Eukaryota; Apicomplexa; Conoidasida; Eugregarinorida; Gregarinidae
Exons: 5
Coding region: 1-822 (273 amino acids)
Source: RefSeq, a predicted model, not a curated record
AUGUUUAGAUACGCGCCUAGCUCCAGCGUUGGACUUAGUAACUCCCUGGAAUCUCGAUUGCACGUGAUGGAGAUGAGAAUGCUGCAAGAAGAAUCUAACUUGCAGCAGAAGAUGGAAAUGGGAAUCGGGACAUCCAGGAAAGAACUUUUGUUAUACGCUUCGUUGGUUAAGGACUACAGAGAGGCAGCCGCAAAGCUACAGACCGAAUUGACGAAGCUAGUAAUCAAGAAGGAGGCUUUGAUUCAGGAAUGCUUCAUCGCCAAGGAGCAAGUGGACAGAUUCCGUAAUAUUUACACUGAGCUCCUGGUGAAAACGGAGAAUGAAAAAUGCGAAAUUAACUAUUUGACCCUUCGAAAAGCAGCUUACGCUGCAGACCUCAAUAAACUGAAGCAGGAAGUUAAAAAAUUCGUUGGUGACAAUGCAGAUUUGGCCAGCGUUUCCAGCAAACUCGAUAAAGAAGCAGAGAAUCUGUCGGUUAAAAAGGCGGAUCUGCUUGAAUCCAUAGACGUAGCGAAGUACGAUGUGCAGACCCUCAAAGAAGAACUGCAAUUGUUAUCCAAUGAGUACGACUCCUGUAAGAGAGAGAGAGAUGACCAGGUAUCUAGCAUGCUGCUGCACAUCCAAAACAUACAGCUCAAAGAAAAAGGGAGGAUGGAUGAUGUCGAAGAGAUUCUAGGCGGCGUAGAAACAUUGUCGGCAAUAUCUGGUAAGGCGGGGACCAAGGGAGAGGGAGGGGGCUUUGUCGGGCGGUUGGUUCAAUGCCCGAACGAGAGAACGCGACGCGGCUGGGGGAGCACGAAGGGAUCUUUGGUUAGCGACUAA